Molecule: messenger RNA, 3762 nt
Organism: Eleginops maclovinus (Patagonian blennie)
Lineage: Eukaryota; Metazoa; Chordata; Actinopteri; Perciformes; Eleginopidae
Product: polypeptide N-acetylgalactosaminyltransferase 15-like
Biological process (GO): protein O-linked glycosylation
Cellular component (GO): Golgi apparatus
Molecular function (GO): polypeptide N-acetylgalactosaminyltransferase activity
Source: RefSeq, a predicted model, not a curated record
UGCCUCGUCUGUCACUCCCGUCCCAGGUCUGCUGCUCCAUGGAUGCAGCGCUACACUCCAGAUGACUGAGGGGCGAGUUAUUUAUCUUUCUGCUUUUUUCUAUCUAUGCAGUACUAAAAUGUAAUCGACUUCAAAGUUGAGUCAAAGCUCAAAAAUGGGUCAUUCAAGGUGGGUCAAUUUCCUAUCCUAUUCUCUGCACUCUUCAUGAUGAGGCUGUGGGGCAGAGCUACAGUCCGGAGGAGGAAGGUGCUCUGCCUCUGGCUGCUGCUGCUUGGCUUCGCCCUCCUUACUCUGGCACUCUCGGACCUCUUAAACCGGGACCGGGUCCCCAGUCCCCAGAAUCCUCGCCCUCCACGCAGACCUCUCCAGGGGAUCCCCAAUGCACCGGACCUGGAGGUCAUCGUGGACUCACGGGACCCUGCAUUAGAACUCGGUGUCGCUCGCCCGAUAAAGUCUCUGCAAGAGGACCAACUUUUAUUUGUGCCAUCUAUUCAGGGCACCAAGAACCCACCACAAAAGAAGGGAAGUUACAAGGUGAUUCUGCCUGGAGCAAAUAAGGACACCCGAACCCCUGAGCCUCCGACGCACAGUGAAAUGGGGAAAGUAGUGCAGCUGGAGGAGAGGGAAGUGGAGGCUUCUGUGGUGCAGAAGUAUGGCUUCAACGAGGUGGUCAGCGAGAAGAUUUCUCUCCAUCGCAGGCUGCCCGAGGCGCGCGUUCCUGAGUGUUUUGGGGAACAGUACAGCGAGUCUCUGCCGUCGGCCAGUGUUGUUAUCUGUUUCCAUGAUGAGGCUUGGUCCACGCUCCUGCGCACCGUGCACAGCGUGCUGGACACUACGCCCAAACAGUACCUGCAGGAGGUUCUGCUGGUGGACGACUUGAGCCAGCACGGUCACCUGAAGAGUGUGCUAAGUGAGUAUGUGUCUCAUCUGGACGGGGUGCGUUUGAUUCGCAGCACCAAGCGCCUGGGUGUUGGAGGGUGUCGUACUCUGGGUGCUGCCAGAGCUGCAGGGGAGGUGCUGGUGUUCAUGGACUCCCACUGUGAAUGCCAGAAGGGCUGGCUGGAACCAUUACUGGAGAGAGUGGCCCAGGACAGGACCAGAGUGGUGUCUCCCAUCAUGGAUGUGAUAGACUGGCAGACCUUCCAGUACAAUGCCACCCAGUGGCCAGUCAGGGGAGUGUUUGACUGGAGACUGGACUUCUACUGGGAAUCUAAGCCUGAGCUGCAAGAAAAGGACCCAGAUUCAUCGGUUCGACCUGUGCAGAGCCCCGUGUUAGGAGGCGGAGUUGUGGCCAUCGACCAACAUUUUUUCCAGAGUGUGGGAGCCUACGACCCUGGGAUGGUGCUGUGGGGAGUGGAACAAAUUGAGCUGUCAAUCAGGGUGUGGUCAUGCGGUGGCUCCUUGGAGGUGGUUCCCUGCUCCCGUGUUGCCCACCUAGACCACCACCAUCUGCCUUACACCUUUCCAGACGACGAGCUGAUCCAGAGGAACAAGAUCCGGAUCGCUGACACCUGGAUGGACGCAUACAGAAAGAUAUUCUACAGACGAGACACACUUGCUCAUUUCAUCAGACAGUCUGAGAGCCCUAACAUCACAGAGCGUCUGCGGCUUAAGAGGAGUCUGGGCUGUAGGAACUUCCACUGGUAUCUGACCACAGUUUACCCACAGCUUUACAUCCCCCAGGACAGACCUGCACUAUCAGGCGAGCUGUACAAUGUCGGCACCGGCAGCUGUGCAGACUACCCUCGAGGGCAGGGGCCGCAGGGCGGGGCCAUGAACAUAGCGCCGUGCAGUGGGACAGGCAGCCAGCACUGCGAACUGAACGCUGAGUUGGAAGUGCGAUGGGGUCCCAUGGGGGCUUUGUGUAUGGAUGCGGAGGAUGACAGGGCGGUCUUAUCUCCGUGCCCCGCACACCGACCAACCCCCAGCAGACUGCAGUGGAAGUUCAUAAAGCUGAGCGGUCAACUCGUUCAACAGCAGUCCCAAUUGUGUCUGGAAGUUUUGAAGGAAGGAGGGCUCCCACAAAGCAGCCCAAAAGAAGGGAAGACAGGAGGUCUCUUCCUGCGACCCUGCACCCAUCACCCCAGACAACAGUGGCACUUUGAGCAGCUAGUAGCUCCUAAAGGUGCCUGAUACAGAAAGUGCAGCGGGAUCUAUGAACUAACCAGAGUGGCAUACUGUAGUGAAAUGGUGUAUCAAAAUACGUUUGCACCUCUUUGCCACUCAGCUUUUUUGUUCCUGUUUUAAGGAUUGCAAAUAUAAUGUAUUGUGUUGAAAAAAAAAAUCAGAUUAUCUUCCAAUUAAAAAUAUUAUUGAGAUGUGAUUACAUUAAAACAAAAUCUUUUAGGGAUAAUAAUUGUUGUAUGUAUGUACAUUUGAUCAUAUACAGUGUGAAAUCAUUGAUAUAACAUGAUAUUUUAGCCAUUCAUAUUUAUUUGUCCACAUGCUAAUGGCGAUAUAGCUAGUUCUGCAGGACAUGUAGUAAUGUAAAGUCCCUGCAAACCCAAUUGAUUUCACACUUUAAAUGAAAACGUUUCUUAUACUUCCCCUCACAAAUGUUAUUUUUUUAACAAUGUGUAUCAAGUCUCUUACCAAAAUAAAUAAGUAUAUUCCUGUGAUAUCAGCUGCCUACAGCAGAGGGAGCCAUCUGCCUUCAAAAUCCUCUCUAAGACUGAUCAAUGUGAUUGUCAUAUUUGGGGUGUAACAGAAUACAUUACCGGAUUAUGUAAUCAGGAUAUGAAAAAAAAGGUAAAUGCAUACAUUACAGUUGAGAAAGAGACAUAAUCAGAGUACUUACAACUUUACAACAAGGCUUACGAUAAAUAAAGAACGAUAUAUUAGGAAACACAUGCAAACAUUUAAACACUUUAAAUAACUUACAACACCAAGUGAAGCAAGACUCCAACAUUGUAUUCAUUGCCAUUGCAUUUGAUAUAUUGAGGUUAACCAAAAGUAAUGGAAAGAAAUCAGAUAACAUAAGUUUUAUUUUUACGAUUAUGUUAACGAUUAAACAUUUUUACAGGUCAUUGUAACAAAAUACAUUUUCAAAGUAACCCUCCAAACCCUGGCUUAUUGAUAUACAGAAAUAACAUCCCCAUAUUGUUUACUAAUUGGAAAUACCAUGAAUAAGUUCUGUUAUGAACUUUCUGUGGAUGGAGCUGAUAUAAAUAUGCUGUACAGUUACCCCACCAUGUGACAGUAAUAUCCUGAUGUGCAUGUGACAGAGAGCAGUGUAUGCUGUCCUUGAUUAACAUCAAGAUAACGGGGUCAUGUGUUUCUUUGUCUGUGUAUCUACUGUUACUCAUAGCAUCGGUGUGUAGGCGUUAUUUAAGUUGCAGAGCCCAAGGUUAGGAGGACCCAGAGCUCACCCUCUGUAACUCUCUCCUUGUCCCCGAGCAUUGAGUGCUGAGAAGCGCCUAUAUUCUCCAUCAUGGUAAUGCUUUUUUUAACCCAUGGUGCACUUAGCCCAGUCAAGUACACUGCACCUUUUCAAUAAAACCAGUCAUAUGGCUUGUCUACAGCUCCGAGGCAUAGGUCAAACACUUCGACAAACAACAUGCUGUCGAUUAAUAUGUCUUCUCUCAGUUACAUAACUAAAUGCUACUUAGAUGUUGAGCAAGAAGGGUAAGAAUUAUCUGCUACAGGUCUUCAGAGGGCAGCAAGAGGUCAAAGACUCAUUUAGUGGCUAAUUGCAUUGUGAAUGCAAUCCACGUUUAGAAAGUAUACCAAAGUAAAAGGAAAAGACAGGGACAGGUAUGACUA